This is a messenger RNA of Lontra canadensis (Northern American river otter), 1887 nucleotides long. It is a transcript of the gene TAF1B, whose product is annotated as TATA-box binding protein associated factor, RNA polymerase I subunit B. The record is from RefSeq and is a predicted model, not a curated record. Gene Ontology annotation, cellular component: RNA polymerase transcription factor SL1 complex; RNA polymerase I core factor complex. Gene Ontology annotation, molecular function: RNA polymerase I core promoter sequence-specific DNA binding. The transcript is spliced from 15 exons. Lineage: Eukaryota; Metazoa; Chordata; Mammalia; Carnivora; Mustelidae. Gene Ontology annotation, biological process: RNA polymerase I preinitiation complex assembly; nucleolar large rRNA transcription by RNA polymerase I. The coding region runs from base 26 to 1795 and encodes 589 amino acids.
GGGCGGCGGCGGCGGCGGCGCGGUUAUGGACCUGGAGGAAGCGAAAGAGUUCAAAGAAAGGUGCACUCAGUGUGCUGCUGUCUCUUGGGGUCUUACUGAUGAAGGCAAAUAUUAUUGUACUUCUUGCCACAACGUUACAGAAAGAUCUAAGGAAGUCAUAAACACUGGGGCUAUUCCUAAUACUAAAAUACAAGCCAUCAACCGGGGACUUAAAAGAAAAAGAAAACUCGAGAAAGGCUGGGAUUGGUAUGUGUGUGAAGGUUUUCAGCAGAUACUUUAUCAACAAGCAGAAGCCUUAAAGACCCUUGGAGUAGGCCCAGAAUUAAAGGAUGAAGUUUUGCAUAACUUUUGGAAGCGCUACCUGCAGAAGAGCAAGCAGGCCUAUUGUAAGAACCCAGUUUAUGCCAGGGGAAGGAAAGCUACGGUAUUAGAAGAUAACCCAAGUCAUUCAGACUGGGAUAGUGAGCCUGACCUGCUGAGUGACUUUAGCUGCCCUUCUUUUGUUGAAAGUGGACCAGACUCUCAGCUCGAUGGUCACACUCAGAAGCCUUUCCCCAUCAGCAAAGCGUCGCAAUCAGAAACAGCAUCCAUCUGUUCUGGCUCUCUCGAUGGAGUCGAAUAUUCUCUACGAAAGGAGAAGGGAAUCGUGAAGAUGACAGUGCCAAGGACACUUGCUUUUUGCUAUCUGUCUUUACUGUGGCAGAGAGAGACAAUUACUCUUUCGGAUCUUUUGAGAUUUGUUGAAGAGGGCCACAUUCCUUAUAUAAAUGCUUUUCAGCAUUUCCCAGAAGAGAUGAAAUUAUAUGGGCGCGACAAAGGAAUUUUUGCUAUAGAGUCUUGGCCUGCCUAUGAGGAUAUCUAUAAAAAAAUGAUUGAAAUUGCCAAAUUCUUAGAUUUGCCACGUUUUCCAGACAUAACUGAAGACUGCUAUUUUCACCCAGAUAUCUUGUGUAUGAAAUACUUGAUGGAAGUCAAUCUCCCUGAUGAAAUGAAUGAUUUAACCUGCCAAGUGGUAAAAAUGACUGGGAUAGGAGAAGUGGAUUUUCUGACAUUUGAUCCUAUAGCUAAAAUGGCAAAAACUGUUAAAUACGACAUACAGGCCGUCGCUGUCAUUGUCGUAGUGUUGAAACUGCUCUUUUUAUUGGAUGACAAUUUAGAAUGGACUUUGUCUAAUAUUGCCGAAAAAUAUAAUGAAAAGAACAAAGAAGAUAAGCCAUGGUUUGAUUUCAGAAAAUGGUACCAAGUUAUGAAGAAAUCUGUUGAUGAGAAAAAACAAAAGUGGGAAGAAGCCAGGGCAAAGUAUGUGUGGAAAAGCGAAAAGCCACUCUACCACUCAUCCAUUGACAGAGCAGUGGUAUAUAAAAGAAGAGAAAUGGUGGUGAGUCUACAAAAACAAUUUAGCGCACUGACUGAUUCAGCACCAACUGCUGAAAAAAAGAGUCCUUCAAGUUUUCAGUUCAACUGGACUGAAGGAGACUCUGCUGGAACCUGUUUCCAUGGCCAUAGCCUCCAGGGGAUCCUGAAGAAGAAUGGCCAGUCACUGACAACCAAGAAUUCACUCUAUUGGCUUAGUACCCAGAAAUUCUGUAGAAGCUAUUGUAAACACGUGACAACCUAUGAAGAAUCGAAUUUUUCGCUGAGUUAUCAGUUCAUAAUAAAUCUCUUCUCCUUCCUGCUGAGAAUAAAGGCCUCUUCUCUCCAUGAAGAAGUGAGCUUAAUUGAAAAGAGACUUUUUAAAAGAAAAUACAGUAAAACGAAAAAAAAAUCAAGAUCCAGGAAACGGAGAAAAUAUUGAGAAAAAUGAAAUAGGAACUUUCUUGUGAAAAUAUUUUAAUACUGAUGAUAAUGUCAAACUAUAGUAUUCCAGAGAAUUAUGGGAAAUAGAAU